Sphaeramia orbicularis (orbiculate cardinalfish) is the source of this 5598-nucleotide messenger RNA. It is a transcript of the gene nup188, whose product is annotated as nucleoporin 188. The record is from RefSeq and is a predicted model, not a curated record. The transcript is spliced from 43 exons. NCBI's taxonomy places the organism in Eukaryota, Metazoa, Chordata, Actinopteri, Kurtiformes, Apogonidae. Gene Ontology annotation, biological process: RNA export from nucleus; protein import into nucleus. The coding region runs from base 15 to 5261 and encodes 1748 amino acids. Gene Ontology annotation, cellular component: nuclear pore inner ring. Gene Ontology annotation, molecular function: structural constituent of nuclear pore.
CGAGAACCAAUCGGAUGGCAGGAGCGAAGAUGGCGGAAUCGGAGUUGAGCGUCAGGAGCUGUCGAGAAUUGUGGACUAUACUGCUGGGAAGAUCUGCAUUACGAGAACCGGCUCAGAUAGAGGCAGAGCUCGACAGACACUGGGACAGACUACAUCAAGGACUCAGUUACUAUAAGUCACCAAGCUCCUCUUCUGCAGGGAAGGUGAAGGAAAACAAAGAUGUUGCACAACCAUUAAAGGAUUUUGGUCUUAGGAUCAGCAAGCUACUGGGUCUUGAUGAACAACAAAGUGUGCAGCUUUUACAAUGCUACCUACAGGAGGACUAUAGAGGGACCCGGGAUUCAUUAAAGGUUGUUCUUAAGGAUGAACGACAGAGCCAGGCACUAAUGCUGAAGAUAGCUGACUAUUACUAUGAGGAGCGCAUGUGUCUGCUCAGAUGUGUCCUCCUGUUACUGACAUACUUUCAGGAUGAGCGACAUCCCUACAGGGCCGAGUACUGUAAUUGUGUCACUAAACUUGAGAAGGACUUGGUGACCAACUACCAGUCACAGUUUAAGAACCUCUUCAAAGCAGAAGCACCAACAUGGGAAACCCACGGAAACCUCAUGACAGAAAGGCAGGUGUCUCGAUGGUUCCUUCAGUGUUUAAGAGAACAGUCUCUGCUGCUGGAGAUCAUCUUCCUCUAUUACGCUUACUUUGAAAUGAGUCCAUCUGACCUGCUGAGCUUCACAAACAUGUUUAAGGAACAAGGCUUUGGUUUGCGUCAGACUAACAGACAUCUGGUGGACAAAAGUAUGGACGCACUGGUGGAUCGUAUUGGACACUUGAGCUCUCUUAUCCUGGUUGAGGGAAUGGACAUAGACUUCCUUCACAAGUGUGCUUUGGAAGACUGUACAGAGCAGCAUCAGUUCUCCACUGCUCCUGAUGUCAUUAAGGAGAUGGAUCAGCUGCUGCAGACAUUUGGUGACAUUCCUCAUCAAGGCCCAGUUCUGCUGGCCUGGGUCCUACUGAGACACACGCUGAGACCAGACGAAUCCAGCCCUGUGAUCAGAAGGAUAGGGAACACAGCCCUGCAGCUGGGGGUCUUUAAGUACCUUUCAACUAUGCUAAAAGCACUCGGAGCCUCUGGGAACAAUUGUACAGCAAGCACAGCAAAAAUGUGUAUCUACGGCCUCCUGUCAUUUGUGAUCACUUCUUUUGAAGAGGAAAGCCUACAGACUGAUGGAGUAGCGACACAGUGCUCCCACCUGAUUGAUGCUGCCUGUGAGGUCCUCUCUGCUCCCAGUCUGGCUGAAAUCUUUUGGGAAAUGAAGCCUAAUAUGGGUUUAGGAAUGAUUUUGGACAGCGCAGUCGGGAUGUUUCCUCAUAAGAUCGGACCACUGUUACAACUUCUAACUGCCCUUCUGUCAAACAAGUCCACCGUUAAAAAGGUUUACAACUUUUUGGAUAAGAUGUCCUUCUACACACAAGUUUACAAGCACAAGCCCAAUGAUAUCAUCUCCAAGGAUGAUGAGACACUGUGGAGGAGACAGACGCCAAAACUCCUCUAUCCACUUGGUACAGGGCAGACUAACCUGUGGAUACCACAGGGCGUGCUGGGUCAGGUGAUGAUUGGAGGAGAGCAGGGGUAUGUGGUGCGCUGGGAUUAUUCCUACAGCUCCUGGACUCUCUUCACCUGUGAGGUGGAGAUGCUGCUACAUGUUGUUUCAACUGCAGAUGUUCUUGCUCACUGUGCUCGUGUGAAACCCAUCUUGGACCUGGUCCAUAAGAUUAUUAGCACAGAUUGGACUGUGUCAGACUGUCUACUGCCCCUCACUUCACGCAUCUACAUGUUGCUGCAGAGGCUAACGUCAGUCAUCAACCCUCCAGUGGACGUGAUCGCCUCCUGUGUGAAUUGCCUCUCUGUACUUGCUGCAAGGAUGCCUGGAAAGGUGUGGUCCAGUCUCCACCACACAGGUUUCCUGCCUUUUGCCUCAAACCCUCUGACCUCCAUGGCUCAGUGUAUAAGUGCUGAGGGGAUGAAGGCAGGUAACUAUGGCAACCUGUUGGUCCAGAUUGAGCAGCCCAGAGGGGAAUAUGCUGUGACCAUCGCCUUCCUCCGUCUCAUCACCACCCUGGUUAAGGGUCAACUGGGCAGUACUCAGAACAAAGGCCUGAUCCCCUGUGUGCUGCUGGUGUUGAAGGAGAUGCUGCCCACUUACCACAAGUGGCGUUAUAACACCUAUGGAGUCAGGGAGCGGAUAGGUUGUCUUAUUUUGGAGCUGAUUCAUGCCAUUCUCAAUCUGAGCCCAGAGGGAGAGGAUCAGGGCAGCACUCCCACCCUGCAGUCUCUGUGUAUCUACAGUCUGGCAAACACUGAGGCUGGACAGGCAGUCGUUAAUAUCAUGGGAGUUGGAGUGGACACCAUCGAUGUGGUUCUGGCUGCACAACCGACCAGCGGCGGCUCAGAGGGUCCAGGCCAGAUCUUGAUUCAGACCGUCAAACUGGCUUUCUCUGUCACUAACAACGUGAUCCGUCUGAAACCACCUUCUGAUGUCGUCUCCCCCCUAGAGCAGGCUCUCACGCAGCACGGUGGCCAUGGCAACAACCUCAUAGUUGUCCUGGCCAAAUAUAUUUAUCACAAACAUGACCCAGCACUGCCUCGUCUUGCAAUCCAGCUACUCAAAAGGCUCGCCACGGUGGCUCCCAUGUCAGUUUACGCCUGCCUCGGGAGUGACGCAGCAGCAAUUCGGGAUGCAUUCCUCACUCGGCUGCAGAGCAAGACGGAGGACAUGAGGAUUAAAGUCAUGAUCCUGGAGUUUCUCACCGUUGCCGUGGAAACACAGCCUGGCCUUAUUGAACUCUUCCUUAACCUGGAGGACAAAGAUGGCAGUGAGGGUUCGAAGGAGUUUCUUUUGGGUGAGUGGAGCUGUCUUCACGUAGUGUUGGACCUGAUUGACUCCAAACAGCAGGGGAAGUACUGGUGUCCCCCCCUGCUCCACAGAGCUGCUCUGGCCUUCCUCCUCGCCCUCUGGCAAGAUCGUAGAGAUAGUGCCAUCUCUGUCUUACGCAAAAAAGAGAAAUUUUGGGAAAAUUUGACGACACCUCUCUUUGGAACCCUCACUCCACCGUCAGAGACUGCAGAGCCUUGUGUUCUGGAGACCUGUGCUUUUGUCAUGAAAAUCCUCGGUCUGGAGAUCUACUAUGUUGUCAGUGGCUCCUUGGAGCAGUCUCUGAAGGAUGGUCUCCAGAAGUUCUCCAAUGGACGACGCUAUGAGUACUGGUCCCAGUACGUGAAGUCUCUGGUUUGUCAUGUGGCAGAGACUGAAGAAGAUGGCAUCUCCUACUUCGCUGAGGCCCAGUUAUUGAUCUCUGCCUGGAGGAUGCUGCUGAUUCUUUCCACUACUCAUUCUGAUGUGAUGCAUGUGACAGAAGACUCCACCAAGCUGAAGCUUUUCAUGGAUGUCCUGGAUGGAACUAAAGCUGCUUUGACGACACCCACGUCUGUGCCUUGUCUACGCCUUGGAUCCAUGAUGGCCACACUGCUGCUCAUCCUCCUUAAACAGUGGAAAAGUGUGGUAGCUACAGCUCCUGAUAUCCUCUGUCCCCUCUCCCUGAUCCUGGAGUGUGUCCUACAAGCUGACCAGCAGAUGAUGGAAAGGACCAAAGCCAAGAUCUUCUCUGCCCUUAUUUCUGUGCUGCAGAUUCAAGGGCUUAACGGUGGUGAGAUUUCCCAGCUGCCUCAGCUGUUACUGUCUGUGUGUGAGACGGUGAAAGAUGAGGCCCUGGCACUUAUAGACAAUACUCGCCACAUGAACCAAAUGGGAGACACAGUGGAGGAUGAGGACAGCAUGGAGACGGACUCUCCCCGAGGACAGCAGAAGGACCAGAGAGAUGGAGUCUGCGUUCUUGCGCUGCACUUGGCGAAGGAGCUGUGUCGCAGUGAUGAGGAUGGUGAGCACUGGGUUUCAGUGAUGAGGAAUGUUCCGGUCCUGCCGUCAGUCCUCAGCGCCGUGGAGCUCAGCCUACGUUCAAAACACAACCUUUACUUCACUGAGGCUGCCCUCCACCUGCUGCUCACACUGGCCCGCACGCCUCAGGGGGCAGCAGCUGUUGCUGGAGCAGGAGUUAUUCAGACCAUUUGCCUCCCACUUCUGAGUGUGUAUGAAGUGUCUUCAAAUGGGACAUCGCAGGGUUUCUCCCGGAAGUCCCAGGACUCUGCCUGCUGGCCAGGUGUCUACCGUCUCUGCAUGUCUUUAAUGGAGAGUCUGCUCAAGACUCUGCGCUACAACUUCAUCAAUGAAGCCCUGGACUUCGUUGGGGUACAUCAAGAACGUAUCCUACAGUGUCUCAACGCAGUCCGAACUGUACAGAGCCUCGCAUGUUUGGACGAGGCGGACCACACCGUUGGCUUCCUGUUGCAGCUCUCCAGCUUCUGUAAGGAGUGGCAGUUUCACCUGCCCAAACUGCUCCGAGACAUACAGGUAAACCUUUGUUAUCUGUGCCAGACCUGCACGUAUCUACUUCACAGCAAGAAGAUGCUCCACCACUACCUACAGGCGAAAAAUGGUGAGACGUUACCCCCAGCGGCCCUCCCCAAGACAAACCGGCCCCCUCAGACUCCAUCUAAAGAGGCUGCCAGUGGAGGAGAGAGGGAGGAGGUGGAGCAGAAGGCGCUGUUGGCCGUGCAGUGCAGUCUGCUCAAGAUCCUCAGCAAAACUCUGGCAACUCUGCAGCACUUCACCCCAGACUGCUGCCAGAUCCUCCUGGACCAGUGUAUGGACCUGGCAGAAUACCGGACCCUGUUCGUGCUCAGCUUCACCACUCCAGCGUUCGACCCUGACGUGGCUCCUUCAUUUGGGACUCUGCUGGCCACCAUCAACGUGGCCCUGAGCAUGUUGAGCGAGAUGGAGAAGAAGAAAGAGCCGGUGUCUUUGAGUAUCGUCUCAUUGGCUUCAUCAGAGGAGAUUCAAGCUCUUAAGUCUUUGUUGAUAUUUACCAUGGAGAACUGUUUCUACGUGCUGAUCUCUCAGGCUGUCCGCUGUCUCAAAGAUCCCACCAUCCUGCCCCGAGACAAACAGCGGCUCAAACAGGAGCUCAGCUCUGAACUGAGCACGCUUCUGUCCAGUCUGUCCAGACACUUCCGCAGAGGCUCGCCGUCAUCUCCAGCUAGUGGCAUCCUCCCCUCCACCCAGUCCAAACCUCCCACCCCGGGCUCCAAGGAGGGCCAGGAGCCGUUCAUCCAGCUGGUUCAGGCCUUUGUCAGACUUGUGCAGAGAUAAAACUUCAGAAUGAGAGAUAAAGGUUUUUGUUUCUUUAUAAAAUCACUUUUUUUUUUUUACCUCCAGUAGUGCAAUUAGAGGAAAAAAAACCUUUGUGAUGUUAAACCUCAUUUUAAAUGCAAGAGUUAAACAGCACAGACCUGGGAUCUGGUGAAGGUUUUUCUGACUAAUGUUUCAGAGUCAGUAGUGCCAGACUUGUGAUAAAACAUAAUGUGCCAAAACAGCUGUUCAAACAAACAACAGAUGGCACUGCUGUAACCAAAGUGUUUACGUCAGAAAGACCAGUGUCUUUACAAACUAAACACAGCUUGUUGAUUGUGUCUUUGGCCAAAAAAAA